GUGUGGGCUGUGCAGGCGCGUGAGAGCAGAAAGGGGACCCCCUCGCCUGGAGGUGGGGGAGGGGGGUGCGAGGAGGCUGCUGCCGUUGCGGGUCCCCGCAGGAGGCCCCCCCGUGAAGGGCGGUGGGGGGUGCUGAAGGGCCAGGGCUGCUGCUGCCGGGCCUGCGGGCACCAUGAACCCGAAGCAACGCCCUUUCUGUUGUAGCGUGAAGGGCAAUGUGAAGCUGGUGCGACUGGUGCUAACUGCGACAUCUAUGACCUUUUUUAUCCUCUCACAAGACCCUGAGCCAUACAUUGUUAUCACUGGAUUUGAAGUCACCAUUACUUUCGCUUUCAUAGUUUUAUAUAUGAUCAGACUUGACCGCAGAGUUACCUUUUUAUGUUGGCCUUUGCUUGAUAUUAUCAACUCACUGGUAGCAGCAAUGUUCAUGAUGGUCAUAGCUAUGUUGGCACUGAUAGCAGAAAACAUGCUAUUUACAGUCCUAGGAGGGGUGUUCUGCCUCCUGGCGGUGGUGUGCUGCUUCGCCGACGCGGCUCUCAUUUACCGGAAGCUCCUCUUCAAUCCCAGCGGUCCUUAUCAGAAAAAGGCUAUUCAUGACGAAAUAUAAAUGGUGUCAUUUUUUAAGAGACCUUUUUUCAGGAUUAAACACAUCUCUUUAUUUUUAUUUUUUUUCCCCCAGCCCCACGUGAUUUCUGCCCU
Molecule: messenger RNA, 699 nt
Organism: Pipistrellus kuhlii (Kuhl's pipistrelle)
Lineage: Eukaryota; Metazoa; Chordata; Mammalia; Chiroptera; Vespertilionidae
Product: chemokine-like factor
Exons: 4
Coding region: 173-607 (144 amino acids)
Cellular component (GO): membrane
Source: RefSeq, a predicted model, not a curated record